UGGUUUCGGUUGACAGUCGCUUUUGCAACGAUCGAGCGAGCGGUAGAUCGUUAGAGCUUCCUCCAGUACUAUUUGUAUUUUCUGGGCCACAAUCUACAGAGCCUACGUAGAGAAAGGAACCUGAAUCGGGACAGCCAACGCAGCCAUCAGGAGUAAACUAGGACACACUCAUAACUCAAGACCAUGAGCCAGCAGAGUCAACUGAAAACAGAGCAAUUGCUCUUCGAGGAAAAGCCCCUGUAUGUGCCCCCAUUGUCGGAGCUGCAGAAUGUCAUACAGGGUGCUCUGAACACCAACUUCGCCAAUGUGUCCGUCAGUGUAGGUCCUUGCCCCGACCUCAAGGCCAAGCAGUUCGGCCUGGUUGAGAGCGGACUGGGCGGCAAGCCCACCCUGCUGGAGGCCGGCGGCCCACCCUUUUUGCUGCCCCUCGUCCAGCGCGACAAGCUGUACAACAUCACCGAGAUCACCCGCCAGAUCCAGGGUCCCGGCAAGAUCUUUGCCGUGGGUGCCGGAGCUGGUCCUUGGCCCAUUCGCGGCUCCAACUGCGAGGGCAUCUUCAACCUGUCCGUGAGCGAGAAGAACGAGCUGACGAACGGCAGCUACACCGCCACUGUCCGGGGAGAGAAGGAGGAGUGCGUGCUGGAGAAGAUCCCUCACUCAGAGCCCCGAUGCGCCCUGCUGCUGAACCUCUUCCUCAGCCAGGGACAGCCCGGUGAGGUUAUCAAGAUCACUGCCAAGCAGCGUACCGGAGAGCAGAACUUCAUCGAGUGCAUUCGCAAGGGGCUGGAGGAGUACUACGGCGACAAGGUGGUGGGUCUGGGCGGCAUCUUCCUGAUCAAGAAGGGAGCUGCCCACCAGCACGUGAUGCGCGACUUCAGCAAGACGCCCAUCAACUCCGACGAGGAGGUGAACGAGUGGCUCAAGUUCUACGAGAUGCCCGCCCAGCUGAACGCCGUCGGCACUCUGGUGACUAAGGAGCACGACCUUGACCUUCGCCUGCAGCACUUCCACUCCUUCUCCUUCACCAACUGGGGAGGUCACUACCACUACGACACCACCCCGGACAUCGUGGAGUACGAGGCGUAUCUGAAUGUGGCCGAGCGGGUGGUGCGCGUAGAUAAGCCCGUUUCCACUCACAAGGUGGGACGGGACUGAGAUCUUAUCUCACCCAUCUAGUUGUAGCCGACAUUUCCAUUGCCUCAGCCCUAUUAUAAAUAAUAGUACAUAAACUUAAAAAUAAACUA
Messenger RNA from Drosophila bipectinata, 1244 nucleotides. RefSeq names its product ester hydrolase C11orf54 homolog. Gene Ontology annotation, molecular function: zinc ion binding; hydrolase activity, acting on ester bonds. NCBI's taxonomy places the organism in Eukaryota, Metazoa, Arthropoda, Insecta, Diptera, Drosophilidae. The record is from RefSeq and is a predicted model, not a curated record. Gene Ontology annotation, cellular component: nucleus.